AGAAAAAUGAAGCCAAUUUGCAAUGUUAACGGAAGAACAGAAUUCUGUGAGAUGAAAGGAGAUAUAAGGAUCCAUGGGAAAUCCUCUACGGUUUUCAUGUCUGCUUCUUCCAUGGAAAAUAGUUGGGGGAUCAUCAGUCCUUUCGCUCGAAAAGGUGAUGAAGAGGCUUUGAAUCACGUGACGAAAUGGUCGAUAAAAUCCGGGGUAAUGGAUGGCUAUGGAUUACCACGAUGCGAUCGAAAAUACGAAGUUUCGUCCAUAGUUUUCUCGCUAGGGGGAUAUGCAGGGAACAAUUUCCAUGACUACACUGACGUAGUUAUUCCUUUAUAUCAAACUGCUCGAGAGUUUGAUGGAGAAGUAAAGUUUCUUUUUACCGACAAGAAUCCAUUGUGGAUCAACAAGUUCAAAACUAUACUACGAAAGCUUUCGAGAUACGAACCGGUCGACAUCGAUAAAGAAGAACAAGUUCAUUGUUUCCCAAGCGUGAUCGUUGGCCUGAAACGUGACCCUAGAGAGCUGAGGAUCGAUCCUUCGAAAUCACCGUACUCAAUGAACGACUUCAGGCAGUUUCUUAGAAGUGCUUACUCCUUGCGAAAAGCCACUGCUAUAAAAUUGACCGGUAACGGCCGGAAAAGAAAACUGCGGCUCCUCAUUCUUUCGAGAAAACGAACACGAGCGUUUACUAAUGUAAACGACAUCACAAGGAUGGCGAGGAGUUUAGGCUACAAAGUAGUCGUCGCGGAGGCGGACUCGAAUGUAGCGAGAGUAGCGGCCACCGUGAAUGGUUGCGACGUAAUGAUGGGAGUCCAUGGAGCUGGCUUGACCAACAUGGUUUUUCUUCCGGAGAAUGCGGUUUUGAUCCAGGUUCUUCCGAUCGGAGGGUUCGAGUGGCUAGCCCGGACCGACUUCGAAGAGCCAUCCAAGGACAUGAUCAAUUUAAGGUACUUGGAAUACAAGAUCAAAACGGAAGAGAGUACUUUGAUGCAACAAUAUCCACCGGAACAUGAGGUUAUAAGCAAUCCAUCUGCCAUACAAAAACAGGGUUGGGAUACAUUCAAGUCGGUGUACUUGCAACGACAAAAUGUCAACCUCGAUAUUCAUAGGUUUAAGUACACUCUAUUGAGAGCUCUUGAGCUCUUACGUCGGUAA
Messenger RNA from Hibiscus syriacus, 1149 nucleotides. RefSeq names its product alpha-1,3-arabinosyltransferase XAT3-like. The coding region runs from base 7 to 1149 and encodes 380 amino acids. The record is from RefSeq and is a predicted model, not a curated record. The transcript has a single exon. Gene Ontology annotation, molecular function: glycosyltransferase activity. NCBI's taxonomy places the organism in Eukaryota, Viridiplantae, Streptophyta, Magnoliopsida, Malvales, Malvaceae.